CUGGGGCCAGAUGGAGUAGGGCAAGCUAAAAAUAACCCGGCGGGCGGCCCCCACCAGGGGAUGGGGGUGGGGGCCUGGGCUGGGCGCGGACACAUGAUCCCAGGGACCCGGCCGAGUGGAGCUGAGAAACUCUUCAGCAGCCCGAGCACACUUCUGCUCCCCAUUCUAGGACCCACCAGCCGGAGCACCCCUCUCCUCUGACCAUCUAGGAAGAAACACCUCGAAUCAGCUGCAGGAUGGGCAGCGGCCGGAGAAAGGUCAGCUGGACUCUGUGCUUCCUGCUUCUGCUGCUCCUUGAAGGUGCUUCCACCAAGAACCUCUGGAAGCGGGCAUUGCCCUCGAGGCUGCCGGAGAGGUCCCGUGUGGAGGAGGUAGGCGGCUCCCGUCAGCCCCGCGCAGACCGCUGCCCACCGCCCCCGCGCUCGCUACCCCCCGGUGCCUGCCAGGCUGCACGCUGCCAGGCCGACUCCGAGUGCCCGCGACACCGGCACUGCUGCUACAACGGCUGCGCCUACGCUUGCCUGGAGGCCGUGCCGCCCCCGCCAGUUCUAGACUGGCUAGUACAGCCGAAACCUCGAUGGCUUGGGGGCAAUGGCUGGCUCCUGGAUGGCCCUGAGGAGGUGUUGCAAGCAGAGGCCUGCAGCACCACCGAGGACGGGGCCGAGCCGCUCCUCUGCCCCUCAGGCUACGAGUGCCACAUCCUGAGCCCGGGUGACCUGGCUGCGGGCAUCCCCAACCGGGGGCAGUGUGUCAAGCAGCGCAAGCCAGCAGAUGGUCGAUUCUUACGACAGAAAUUUUACAAAGAAUAUCCAGAGGGCGCCUCCAAGUACGUGGCAGAACACGGACAAGGACAUCAGAGGCACUUUCAAUAAAGUGACAGCGCCUGUCUGCAAGAACAUUCCUCCAGUUUCUGCUGAGCCUCAUUGGGUAAAAAAUGAUUUGACCUCCAAGGUCAUGCCCAGCCCAAGAGAGCAUGACCCCAGCGGUGUUUGGAGACAGGGCCCCUGGCUCUCAGCCCUGGCGUGGCCCAACCUGGCGGGGUGACUUCAUGGGAGCCCCUCACUAGCUUCACGUUCCUGCUUUAUCAUCCUGGAAAUGAGGCCCUCCUAGUAAUCCCCUUGACCUUGCCACCCCCCAGAUCUGCCUCAUGGGAAGAGGUCACUUCCUUUGGGAGCUGUGUGGAGGUCAGUGUCUUGGUUGGUACAGGUUUCUCCCAGGUUUGACUCUGGGAGACAUCUACCCAUCCCAGAUGUUCUUGAGAUAAGUCUGCUCAUCAUAAAAUGGAAAUAAACUCACCUGCUCACACGUGA
Molecule: messenger RNA, 1310 nt
Organism: Capra hircus (goat)
Lineage: Eukaryota; Metazoa; Chordata; Mammalia; Artiodactyla; Bovidae
Gene: WFDC1
Product: WAP four-disulfide core domain 1
Exons: 7
Coding region: 237-872 (211 amino acids)
Biological process (GO): regulation of cell growth
Cellular component (GO): extracellular region
Molecular function (GO): peptidase inhibitor activity
Source: RefSeq, a predicted model, not a curated record